Molecule: messenger RNA, 1271 nt
Organism: Biomphalaria glabrata
Lineage: Eukaryota; Metazoa; Mollusca; Gastropoda; Planorbidae
Exons: 3
Coding region: 155-1135 (326 amino acids)
Source: RefSeq, a predicted model, not a curated record
ACCUCCAUAUCGCAUUAUAGAUAUUUCUUUUUUAUAGUGUCAAUGUUUGACUUAUAGAAGGUUUGAAAAGUACACGCCGCAAAUUAUUUGAUAAAUCCUUAUUUGCAUUUCUUCUUAUGACUAUCCCCCAACUAUUGUAUGGAAAGAACACAAGAUGAACACCUUGAUGCUACUGACUCUUGUCGUUACGAUGCACGGUGUCCACAUGUACGCAGUGAUGAGAGUUAAACACACGGUUGAAACAGAACUAUAUUCAAAUGAGUUUUACAUCGACACCAUCAUCACUAAAUGGAAUUUGCAAAGUCUUUUAACUUGCCUGAAGAAGAAACAAACGGAAUCUUGUAUUGUCAAAUCGUUAUGCAAAAAUUACAAUCAAUACAAAGCUUCGUCAGUAGAACCGCAAGUAUUAAACAACGGAAAGUCCCGACGGAAAGAGACAGCGUUUGAAUGUAAAUAUCAGAGUCCCUUGGAUACAAAAACUUUAGCAUGCUCACGACAGGAUGUUGCUUUUCCAAAUUGUAAGUGUAAAUCAACAUACAAUUUUGUGAUGAAGUGGGAAGAGAAAGAAUAUUUUGAUCACGAGUCUUUAAUCAACUGCUCAUUAGGGUCAGGCUUAUUCGCCUACUCAAUAGUACCUCCACCAUCAACAUCGAUGGAUGUCACAUUGACAUCAAACGCAAUACAACUCAAGCUGGUGAAUAUUCAUUCCUCUUACUCUAGAACUACCUCACACAAACAUCAUUCAUCAACAACCUUGUCUGAUCCUCGGGGAUCGGUAAUAAUCAUUUCUCAAACAUCGAAAGCUGAAGCCUUGACUUCCACAGCGUACAAACCAUUAGCAGAUAAGUACCAACCACCAGCAUCAAGAGUUUCUCCAGACAUCGACAGGAACAGUGAGAAUGACGUCAUCUCCAACAACGACGAUGAAUGCGUGAAGCUAAGCAGUCUAGUUGAUGUCACAAACAAGACUCUCGUCAUAAUUGUCCUUAUUCUCGUCAUGAACCUUUUCGUCUCAUUAACUAGUUUAUUCUCUCACUUCUGCAGAGGCACACACAUAAAACAUACAUCUAAAUAUCUCCCUCUUGAAAACUAUCUAGAUAAGACAGAAAAUGAUUUUAGGGUUAAAAAUAUUUAGAUCUAAGACCAUGGUAGACCAUUCCAAAAGAGCAGUUUAAUAAUAAUAAUAAUAAUAAUAAUAAUCUUUAUUAUCCUUAAGGAAAUUUGUCUUACAAUUUGUGCAUUACACCAAACAAAAAACAUUAUAACUAUAA